Messenger RNA from Solea solea (common sole), 1852 nucleotides. RefSeq names its product G protein pathway suppressor 1 (gene gps1). Gene Ontology annotation, cellular component: COP9 signalosome. Bases 127 to 1590 code for a protein of 487 amino acids. The record is from RefSeq and is a predicted model, not a curated record. The transcript is spliced from 14 exons. Lineage: Eukaryota; Metazoa; Chordata; Actinopteri; Pleuronectiformes; Soleidae.
GCCCUCCCUCGUUGGUUGUCGCACAGAUAGACAGCUGACCCAGAAUCGGCUGCAGGAGCUCAGUUGUCUACACAGACAUCCUUGUGCUACAUUGAGCCUGUAGCAGUGACCGCACUGAAUAAUAAGAUGCCUUUACCCGUGCAGGUGUUUAAUUUUCAGGGAUCUGUGGAGCCCAUGCAGAUCGAUGCAGACCCUCAGGAGGACCAGCAGAAUGCUCCAGACACCAACUACAUAGUGGAGAAUCCAACACUGGACCUGGAGCAGUAUGCCACCAGCUACAGUGGAUUAAUGCGUAUUGAAAGGCUUCAGUUCAUUGCAGAACACUGCCCCCAGCUCCGAGUGGAAGCCCUGAAAAUGGCCCUCACCUUUGUCCAGAGGACCUUCAAUGUUGACACCUAUGAAGAGAUCCACCGCAAACUCACAGAGGCCACACGGGAAGUACAGGGUGUUCCAGACACGGUACCUGAAGGCGGGGCAGCGCCUCCUCCUCUGGACUCAGCAUGGGCCGAGUCCACCAGAAAAAAGGCUCUGCUCAAACUGGAGAAGCUUGAUACAGAUCUGAAGAACUACAAGGGGAACUCCAUCAAAGAGAGCAUCAGGAGGGGCCAUGAUGACUUGGGUGACCAUUACCUGGACUGUGGUGACCUCAGCAACGCCCUCAAGUGCUACUCCCGAGCCAGAGAUUACUGCACCAGUGCAAAACAUGUCAUCAACAUGUGUCUGAAUGUCAUCAAGGUUAGUGUUUACCUACAGAACUGGUCCCAUGUACUGAGCUACGUCAACAAGGCAGAAUCCACACCGGAGAUAGCAGAGCAAAGAGGAGAACGAGACAGUCAGAAUCAAGCAGUCCUCACCAAAUUAAAGUGUGCCGCAGGCCUGGCAGAGUUGGCCUCGAGGAAAUACAAACCAGCGGCCAAGUGUUUCUUGCAGGCGUCCUUUGACCACUGUGACUGUCCAGAGCUUCUGUCACCCAGUAAUGUGGCUGUGUACGGAGGCUUGUGUGCUCUGGCCACAUUUGACAGACAGGAGCUCCAGCGUAACGUCAUCUCUAGCAGCUCUUUUAAGUUAUUUCUGGAGUUGGAACCUCAGAUCCGCGAUAUCAUCUUCAAGUUUUAUGAGUCCAAGUAUGCGUCGUGUCUCAAGCUACUGGAUGAAAUGAAGGAUAACCUCCUCCUCGACAUGUACUUGGCCCCACAUGUGAAGACACUCUACAGCCAGAUCAGGAACAGAGCUCUGAUCCAGUAUUUCAGUCCCUACGUGUCGGCAGACAUGACUAAGAUGGCUCAGGCCUUUAACACCACAGUAGCAGCUCUGGAAGACGAGCUCACCCAGCUCAUACUGGAGGGACUCAUCAACGCCCGCAUCGACUCUCACAGCAAGAUCCUGUAUGCAAGGGACGUGGACCAGAGGAGCACCACGUUUGAGAAGUCGCUGCACAUGGGCAAAGAGUUCCAGAGACGAGCCAAGGCCAUGAUCCUGAGAGCGGCCGUGCUGCGCAACCAGAUCCACGUCAAGUCUCCACCCAGAGAAGGCAGCCAGGGUGAACUGACCCCAGCCAACAGUCAGACCAGGAUGAGCACCAACAUGUGAGGACGAGGACGAGGACGAGGACGAGGACGAGGACGAGGAGGAGGACGAGGAGGUCGUCUCCGUCUGCUUCAUCUCAGCUGAGGACGGAGGUGAUACAAUGUAAAGACUGUAUGAUGACUUAAGGAUUUAGUUAGCAAACAUUUCCUGAUGACGGCACUUCACUGUGUUACUGGUAGAACAUGCACUUUGCUGUGUUCACACAUGGAUAGAAGUCUCAUUAACACAAACUAAAGGUUUCAAAUUAAAAAAACACCUACCCUAA